This is a messenger RNA of Thamnophis sirtalis, 1954 nucleotides long. NCBI's taxonomy places the organism in Eukaryota, Metazoa, Chordata, Lepidosauria, Squamata, Natricidae. The record is from RefSeq and is a predicted model, not a curated record.
GAAAUUGCGAGCCGGCAAGUGUGGGCACAAUGGCUGCUGAAGUGGAUUGCAUUCUGAAACUAGGAGGUAGUGCAUUGACGCAGAAAAACCAGUUGGAGACGCUGAAAACGGAGUCCUUGCGGAGGGCGGCUGUUCUUGUUUCGAAGCUCUGGGAGGCUGGAGAGAGACGAUGCAUCAUCGUGCACGGCGCAGGGUCUUUUGGGCAUUUCCAGGCAAGAGAAUAUGGUAUUGCCUUGGGGACAUCAGGAAAAUCAGCUGCAAGUGAUAAUUUGAGACAAGGGCUGUGUUUGACCAGGCUUUCGGUCACCAAGUUGAACCAUUUGGUGACAGAACAAUUGAUUAGUGUUGGAGUUCCAGCAGUGGGGAUUUCGCCUUUUGCAACCUGGCAAACAACAAACAAGAAUGUUGUUGAGGCUGGUAUUGAUGCUGUGAAGAAGGUUGUAGAUGCCGGUUAUGUUCCUGUAUUACAUGGGGAUUGUACCCUGGACUUGGAGCAACACUGUUGUAUCUUAUCUGGAGAUACAGUUAUUGAGGUGCUAGGCUGGUGGAUUCCAUUGUUAUUGGUCCUGAAAGAACUAUGGAGCCAACUGUGCUCACAUCUGCACUAUCACAUGACACUACUGGAGGAGUGUCCUUGAAACUACAAACUGCCAUAAAUAUAGUUUCUUCGAGUCAUGGAUCCAUUCCUGUUCUGAUCUGCAAACUGGACAGUGAAGCAGCUGUAAAGGCUUGCUUGACUGGGGAAUUGAAAGAAGGCGAAGGCACAAAGCUUUCUUAUAUGGAUAAGUGAAGUCUUUUGUAAAGGAACCUUGAAUCAUGUGCAGAAGAAUUUCUGGAACAGUAAUAUUCAUAAAUUCUUGACUGACUUUUUUGUUUCAAUCAUACAUGUGUGCAUUUGGUUUCUGUUUUUUAUGCACCUUACAAAUUCAGAUCAUAACAUUUUAAUGCCUUGCAAAGCAAUGACAUUGUUAAUAUCAGCAUACAAUACAUUUACAGCACAUUUAUAGCUUCCUUAUUCUCAUAAGAUCAUCUUGGUGGUUGAUUAUUGUUUUCAUUACUAGAGAGCUUAAAAAAAUCAUACCACAGAAAAAAAUUGUUUUUUCUUCAACUAAGAAGAAAUUACAUAUUAAUUUUUCCAUCAAAGAAGUAAGUAUGUCAUAUCAUUUUUCUUCAGUGUCCUUUUUAGAUAUUUCCAGUAUUUUGCUAUUACCAACCAAACCACCAUUAAUAAGAAUAUUAAUAGUAUUUUACUCUUUGUAUACAUAUUUUGUAUGAAUGUAUUCUUCCCAAAAACCAAUGGAAGAAGCACCUCUCUGCCCCUAAGUGUUUUUAAUACAUAUAUUUUUUCACUCCAGUGUGGUAAGGGAAUACCCAGAAGAGGGAAUCAGUAAAUGUGUAAAAAUGUGCUAUUUAAUUCUUUUAAAUUGCUCUUGAAUUCACACACAAGUAUCAAUAUUUUUGUGGUUUCCAUCUGGGGGAAAGAUUGUCAAUACAGCUGUUGAUUUAUUCCUAUCAGCGUUUCUACAAUUUCAGCACAUCUUUGACAGGGACAACUUUUAAAAAUAUAGAAUACAUUAUUUAUAUUUAUAAUAUUAUAAUUUCAAGUACAUUUUUGUUUAUUAAGCAGUUUUCAAUUUAUCAUAGAAAUACAGAAUUUGUCACAUAAAUACAAAGAAUGAAAAAUGAACAAGGCAAGGCAAAAUUAUCCAGACUAUUCAUUGAAAUGCUCAUGCGUCUCUAACAAAAUACAGUUUGCACACAAGAAAACUUUAAAGCUGAGUGAUGAAAAUUCACAAAAUGUGGACACACUGGAUCUUGUUGAUGAAAUUGUUUCACACACAAAUUGUGUGAAAAGCUGUCUUCCUGGACUUCUCUGAAAUGCAUUUACAUAAGAUAGUACUUGUGUUCAGUAAAUUUGUACCAAACAAGAAAGCCUUUAACAGAGUUAGAUUUU